Messenger RNA from Aspergillus steynii IBT 23096, 1011 nucleotides. RefSeq names its product triglyceride lipase. The coding region runs from base 1 to 1011 and encodes 336 amino acids. The record is from RefSeq and is a predicted model, not a curated record. NCBI's taxonomy places the organism in Eukaryota, Fungi, Ascomycota, Eurotiomycetes, Eurotiales, Aspergillaceae. Gene Ontology annotation, molecular function: triacylglycerol lipase activity. The transcript has 8 exons.
AUGGUCGCCAGACUACGUCCGAGUGCCAAGUAUCUCAAUUCGCCCCUUGGUCUUCAGUUUACUCCGACUGCUCGUUCGCACGCGCGACACUUCCGCUCUUCGACACGCGGGUGCGGUUCUUCCGAGCAGACAAGAACAUACGGACAUGAUCCACGCCUGGAAAGCUUAGGAAAGGUUAUCAAGGAUGAAUAUGCGGUGGUUCGCGAUAGCUAUGAUACCCCCAAGCAUCCCAUCGUCCUCGCACAUGGCUUGCUAGGGUUCGAUGAGCUGCGUCUAGCUGGUCCCUAUCUUCCUGGAGUCCAGUACUGGCGGGGUAUCAAGGAGGCACUUUCGAUGAAAGGCGUCCAAGUCAUUACGGCCACAGUGCCUCCGUCGGGGUCUAUUGAAAUGCGCGCAGAGGAGCUGGCGAGAGAUAUUUCUGUCGGCGCGCGGGGGAAGGAUGUCAAUAUUAUAGCUGGUCUGGAUUCUCGGCACAUGAUCAGUCAUCUGAAACCAAAGGAUUUCAAUGUUAAAUCCUUGACGACCAUCGCAACUCCGCACAGAGGCUCGUCGGUUGCAGACUAUGUAAUGAAGCAGAUCGGAGAUGACCGCCUGGCCCAAUUAUAUUACGCCCUGGGCCUAAUGAAAGUCGAGACGGGAGCGUUCUCCCAAUUGACGCGAGAAUACAUGGAGGAAACAUUCAACCCUGCCACGCCCGAUGUGGACGACGUGCGAUACUUCUCCUACGGGGCGUCGAUGCAGCCAAGUUUUUGGUCGGUCUUCCGCCUGUCCCAUCGCAUUCUCGAGCAAAUCGAAGGAUUUAACGACGGGCUAGUCAGCGUGGCUAGUAGCCGGUGGGGAGGAGAGGCGGGCUACAAGGGGACCCUCCUGGACGUGAGCCACUUGGACUUGAUCAACUGGAGCAAUCGAUUGAAGUGGCUGGCUGGGGAGAUUACCGGAAACCGGCGAAGGUUCAACGCCAUUGCACUCUACCUGGAUAUUGCAGACAUGCUGGCGAAGGAGGGCCUCUGA